Messenger RNA from Dimorphilus gyrociliatus, 636 nucleotides. Lineage: Eukaryota; Metazoa; Annelida; Polychaeta; Dinophilidae. The record is from the annotation of a GenBank genome assembly.
CAGUUCCGGUUUCAUUUAAACAAGAUGGCGGAAGGAGAAGACCGCAAUAAUGAGCAACCUGAAGAAGAAUUAGCCAUGGACCCUGUUAUUAAACAUCCACUUGAAAAUUGCUGGGCCAUUUGGUUUUUCAAGAAUGACAAGGCUAAAGACUGGGCUUCUAAUCUAAAGAGGAUUGCUGCUUUCGAUACGGUUGAAGAUUUUUGGGCAUUGUUUAACCAUAUUAUGCCAGCCAGUAAACUUGCGCCGGGAUGUGAUUAUUCGUUGUUUAAGGACGGAGUUCAACCGAUGUGGGAAGAUGAAAAAAAUAAAAAUGGAGGCCGAUGGCUGAUAAAUUUGGUUAAGAAUCAAAGAAGUACGGAGUUGGAUAAGUUUUGGUUAGAAACACUCUUAUGUAUGAUAGGUGAAGCCUUUGGUGAAUACGGACAUCAAAUUUGCGGUGCUACCAUCAACAUUAGAACGAAAGGAGAUAAAUUAGGUCUUUGGACGCAAAACAGCACUGACGAAUUGGGAAUCGUGUCCAUAGGGAAAACCUUGAAGGAACGCUUAAACAUGAAUCGAAGCACGAUGGGAUACCAAGCUCACGCUGAUACUAUGUCAAAAACGGGAUCGACAGCUAAAAAUAGAUACGUGGUUUGA